GCCCACCUCGUCUUUGGUGCAACGGUGGCCGAGGGAGGACAAGAGGCUUGCGAGGCAAGGGACGCUUUCACCAGGAAGCCAGGCAGCUUUUGGUGUCCGACCCGGCUGUGCGGACAUGGCGGCGGCGGCGCUGCUGGCUGUGGUGGACAGGAACCAGUGGCGGCGGGUCCCGAUCCUGCUGCUGCAGCCGAGGGAAUGGGCUUGGAAGCAGAGAGCCAUGAAGUAUGGAACAACCCCAGGAAGAAGCAUUGCCAAGGUCCUCAUUGCAAACAGAGGAGAAAUUGCCUGCAGGGUGAUACGAACAGCCAAAAGAAUGGGCAUACAGUCUGUGGCUGUUUACAGUGAGGCUGACAGGAAUUCCAUGCAUGUAGAUAUGGCAGAUGAAGCAUAUUCCAUCGGCCCUGCUCCAUCUCAGCAGAGCUACCUGGCAAUGGAGAAAAUCAUUCAAGUGGCCAAGAGCUCUGCAGCACAGGCCAUCCAUCCAGGAUAUGGCUUUCUUUCAGAAAACAUGGAAUUUGCUGAACUUUGUAAGCAAGAAGGGAUUAUUUUUAUAGGCCCUCCUUCGUCUGCAAUUAGAGAUAUGGGUAUAAAGAGCACAUCCAAGUCCAUCAUGGCUGCUGCUGGAGUCCCUGUUGUGGAAGGUUACCAUGGCGAGGACCAGUCUGACCAGUGCCUGAAAGAGCACGCUGGGAAAAUCGGGUACCCUGUUAUGAUCAAAGCUGUCCGUGGUGGAGGAGGAAAAGGCAUGAGGAUCAUUAGAUCUGAAAAAGAGUUCCAGGAGCAGUUAGAAUCAGCCCGGAGAGAAGCUAAGAAGUCUUUCAACGAUGAUGCUAUGUUGAUCGAGAAGUUUGUGGACACCCCAAGGCACGUGGAAGUCCAGGUGUUUGGUGAUCACCAUGGCAAUGCAGUAUACUUGUUUGAAAGAGACUGUAGUGUGCAGAGGCGACAUCAGAAGAUCAUUGAGGAGGCCCCAGCGCCUGGUAUUAAUCCUGAAGUAAGAAGAAAGCUGGGGGAGGCUGCAGUCAGGGCUGCUCAGGCUGUCAAGUAUGUGGGAGCAGGAACUGUGGAAUUCAUUAUGGACUCAGAGCACAAUUUUUAUUUCAUGGAGAUGAACACAAGGCUACAAGUAGAACAUCCCGUCACCGAAAUGAUCACCGGGACUGACUUGGUGGAGUGGCAGUUCAGGAUUGCAGCAGGAGAGAGGAUUCCCUUGACCCAGGAAGAAAUCCCUCUGCAGGGCCACGCCUUUGAGGCUAGAAUAUAUGCAGAAGACCCUGACAAUAGCUUCAUGCCAGGGGCUGGACCACUGGUUCACCUCUCUACCCCUCAGGCAGACAUGUCUACGAGGAUUGAAACUGGAGUAAGGCAAGGAGAUGAAGUCUCGGUGCAUUAUGACCCCAUGAUCGCAAAGCUUGUUGUGUGGGCUGCAGAUCGCCCAUCAGCCCUGUCGAAACUGAGGUACAGCCUUCAUCAGUACAACAUUGUCGGCUUGCGCACCAAUGUGGACUUCCUGCUCCGGCUGUCUGGCCACCCAGAGUUUGAAGCUGGAAAUGUGCACACUGACUUCAUCCCUCAGCACCACAAGACACUCCUACCCACCCACAGCAUCAUAGCCAAAGAGGCUGUGUGCCAGGCAGCUUUGGGGCUCAUCCUCCAAGAAAAAGAGAUGACCAGCGCUUUCAAACUUCACACACAAGAUCAAUUCUCUCCGUUUUCAUUCAGCAGUGGGAGAAGACUGAAUAUCUCUUACACCAGAAACAUGACUCUGAGAAGUGGUAAAAGUGAUAUAGUCAUAGCUGUGACAUAUAACCAUGAUGGGUCAUAUGACAUGCAGAUUGAAAAUCAGACCUUCCGAGUUCUUGGUGACCUUUGCAGUGAGGGAGGCUGUACCUACCUAAAGUCUUCUGUUAACGGAGUAGCCAGUAAAUCCAAGUUCGUCAUGAUGGACAACACCAUCUACCUGUUUUCCAUGGAAGGAAGUAUUGAAAUUGGCAUUCCAGUACCCAAGUACUUGGCCUCAGCGAGCUCAGAAGGAACUCAGGGUGGUACCAUCGCACCUAUGACUGGAACCAUUGAAAAGGUGUUGGUGAAAGCUGGAGACAGGGUAAAAGCCGGAGACUCUCUGAUCGUUAUGAUCGCCAUGAAGAUGGAGCAUACCAUAAAAGCUCCAAAGGAUGGCAGGAUAAAAAAGGUGUUCUUCAGAGAAGGGGCCCAGGCCAACAGACAUGCACCUCUAGUGGAGUUUGAAGAGGAAUCUGACUAAUUCAAGUUAUAAUGACUGUGUUCACAGCGACUGCACAGCAUCUUACCUACCUGGAUCCAGCAAGUGCCUCUUGAAUUUCUAGAUCCUGGGAAGAGGAGCUUUAUUAAAUAAAUAAUCAUGUGAUUGUAAAACCCUUUCAUACUUACAAAUUAUCUCAAAAGAUUUCAUAGAAAUAAAACUGAGUUGUAUUUUUUUUUUUAGAAACUAUUGUUUGCCUUAGAUCUUGUAUGUUUACUCUUUUAGAAGUAGGGUAAGGGAAAGUCAUGUAAGUGAAUGGCUUUCCAGUUCCCCUGAUGACAAUAUAGUAACGUACUUCAGAGGCAGGGGUCACAGAGCUGAACUCAACCACGGCUCACUUAUUUUAAGACAUGAGAGUCACUUGUGUCUAGUCCUUGUGUUUGGAAAGUUUCUCUUUAGAUUCUGCCUUUAUUGUACUUGCGGGCAGCCUGGGAAGCCCUGAGUGAGUGAAUGUGUGCUUCUACUGAAUGUGUGCUGUUGAUCUGGACACAGCCAUGUCAAGGAUCUUAGCCUUAGACCCAAGGAAAAUGGCACCCCACCCACCCCCACUCUGAGAUUCUCCUUUGGGUGGGUGAGGCUUAGGGGAAUUUUGAACAAAGCCUUCCUCUGUUUCCUGUGCAGACAUUGAUAUUGUGUGCAAACAUUGUCCACCAUAGCUUUCUCCCCCCAGGAUGUUUACAGCCUGCUCUCCUGCAGAGACCACUCCUACCAAGAUGAGCUAACCUGUGGCCUUGAUCCAGCUGUGCCUCCCGGGCUCCUCUUUUCCUCAUUACCUUACCACCCCAGUCAGGUCUGUCCCUGGAACUCUGCUAGCAUGGCAGUACUGCACUCACUAAGUGGGCAUCUUAAAAAAGCGUUUGUAUCAUACUCAGACGUUAUUUAUCUUUAAUUUGGAUAAAUUUAAAAAAAUGGUUUUGCACAGAUUGGCUAAAGGGCCAAGGAGAUGGCAGAGUGAUUCAGGUGCCUACACAAAAGCAAGAGGACUGGAAUUCGGAUUCGGAGUGCCCUGAAAAUGCCAGGCAAGCAUGCCAUCUUGCCUGCAAUUCCACCCUCAGAAGGCGGAGACCGGAUCUUUGGUAUGAGCUGGCUAGCGAGACUCGCCAUAGCAGUGAGCUCUGAGUUUGGUUGAGAGACCUGGCCUCACAGUGAGGCCGAAGCAUAAUUGAGGAAGAUCCCGGGCAUCAACUUCAGGCCUCUACACACAUGGCUGACAUACAGGAAUGGGGACGGAAUAGAGAGGAGGGCUGAGAAGGGACGGAAGAAGGCUGGAAGUGCAGCAAGCUUCUGUGAAGUCCUAGGGAAUGGAAUUAGGGCUAGAGGAGAGGCAUCUGCAAGCACGCUGCUCCGGGGCUGGGUGUGAUGGAGGGUGAGGAUUGCCUGGUCAAUAAUCUCAUCGGAGAUGGGCAUAAUCAUGUCAGAAUUUCCAAAAUGUAUGCCCUGGAUGUCGAGGGAGUGGUUCCAAAGGUAGUUUUGACAAUGGUGGCAGAGAGUCAGGAGUGGGUCUCCCACAGUCUGAUUAUCUGCCCUAGUUAGGAUGUCCAUUCAUUCAUCAAGGGAACAUCUCCUGGAUGUCAUUGGAGGUGAAAGCCGGCUGGUGUGGAAAUGGGUGUUUCAGUGGAAGCUUUGUGAGCAGAUGUGACCAGGGUAAGAUUCAUUAAGGAAAUGGGUGGAGGGUUUAGACUGAAGUGUGGGGCAGCAGCAGAACCUGGCCGGACAGUGAGCUGGUGUUGCCCUGUGCGUGAGCAGAUUUGCACAACUAGAGGAGAGACGCCAAGGUGUGCAAUGGAGGCUGAGGAAAAAUCCUGCCAUGAAGUGAGAAACUGGUGAGGAGUGAUUAUAUAGAGUUACUUUUUUAGCAAGGAACCUACCUGACUCCAUUUUGAAGGCAGGAGUCAUUAUACUGUAUUUUUAAA
Onychomys torridus (southern grasshopper mouse) is the source of this 4194-nucleotide messenger RNA. It is a transcript of the gene Mccc1, whose product is annotated as methylcrotonoyl-CoA carboxylase 1. The record is from RefSeq and is a predicted model, not a curated record. The transcript is spliced from 19 exons. Gene Ontology annotation, molecular function: metal ion binding; ATP binding; methylcrotonoyl-CoA carboxylase activity. Lineage: Eukaryota; Metazoa; Chordata; Mammalia; Rodentia; Cricetidae. Gene Ontology annotation, cellular component: mitochondrion. The coding region runs from base 116 to 2263 and encodes 715 amino acids.